This is a messenger RNA of Thamnophis elegans (Western terrestrial garter snake), 762 nucleotides long. Its product is annotated as phospholipase A2 inhibitor LNF2-like. Gene Ontology annotation, cellular component: extracellular region. Gene Ontology annotation, molecular function: phospholipase inhibitor activity. The record is from RefSeq and is a predicted model, not a curated record. Lineage: Eukaryota; Metazoa; Chordata; Lepidosauria; Squamata; Natricidae. Bases 76 to 744 code for a protein of 222 amino acids. The transcript is spliced from 5 exons.
CCAUCCGAAGCAGAGCCCUGGAUGCAUUCAACAAGCUUCCCAGCCCAGCUCUGAUUCCAGCCAACAUCUGUCAACAUGGAGACAUCUUUGGUCAUCUGCCUUCUGACAGCUUCCAUUACUCUGGUUUUUGCAAAGUCUCGGGAAUGUAUCGUUUGUCAAUCAAGUGGAAAGGACUGCCAAGGGGAUAAGAAAGAGUGCUCUGCUCCGGGAGACAAAUGUGGCAUCACUUCGAUGGAACAGAUUUUGGGGUCAACCAGCAACGCCGUGAAUAAGAGCUGCAUCCCUCCAAAGGACUGUGACAAGGGCUUGGCUGUUCUGGACUUGGGCAACAACCAGCUCAUCAGAGGCUUCGUUUUCUGCUGCAAGGAUGAUCAAUGCGCCAACCCUCCCAGCUGGCCCCCCAGAAAAACUGUAACUACCAACAACAAGAGAUGCCCGGCUUGCUACACACAGCCAAAGGAACAGAGUGGAUGCGAGGCGAAGGUGAUUAAUUGUACCGGAGAGGAUGAGACAUAUUGUGCAGAAGUCUUUCUUCAGAAGAAAGAAGGAGGAAAAACUAUGACUACCACCAUGAAAGGAUGCGCCAAUAAGGCUUUCUGUGAGAAGUUGGAGAUUCUAACCAUUAAGAGCCAAUUUACUCUACUCCCCAAUAGCAAUUGUAACAAUGCCGCCGGGGCAGUUAGCUCCACAACUGGAUUACUUGGACUCUUCCUCUUGGCCCAAGCUGGGCUCAUCUUUUCUUGAUAUGUCCCCAAUGUUAGG